CUGCUUCCGUCUGUCGGCGUUUUCAUUUUGGCAAACAAACUCUCGAAAUUGUGGUUAGGCUAUUUCUGAACAGGCGUUGCCCCACGAAACAAAAGACUAGUGGGGGAUUGACAGGCCCGCAACAUUUGUUUUGACAGAAUAUUCGAAAUCUGCGAAUAAUGUUCAAGUUUAUAAAGGGGAAGGGGCCCCAUCAAACUGCCGAAAGACAGAGGCUCCAGAAGGAAUUAUAUUCCUAUAGAAGGACUCUUCAACAUGGCUUUCCCCACAAACCGACCUCAAUGGCAUGGGACCCCACAUUGCGUCUGUUGUGUCUCGGUACGGCAACUGGUGCCAUUAAGGUAUUUGGCAGACCUGGGGUUGAAUUUUACGGCCAACAUCAAAACCCCAUUGCCGUUACCAGAUUGGUGUUCCUUCCGUCGAAAGGGCGCAUUAUCAGUUUGCAAGAUGACAAUUCGUUGCACUUGUGGGAGGUUAAUAAAAGCUCGUUGGUGGAAGUUAAAUCUCAAGCACUCGAAGGAAAAUUGAAAAAAAUAAGCACGAUGUGUUUGGAGUCUGUAGGCAAACAUUUACUGCUUGGUACCGAAGGAGGCAACAUAUAUCUAUUAGAUCUCGGUACCUUCACUAUGACUCCCGAUAUAAUUUAUCAGGAUGUGGUGAUGCAAAACGUACCGCAAGACUACAAAUUAAACCCUGGAGCUGUGGAAUCCAUAAUCGAACAGCCACAGCAACCCAACAACAUCCUCAUAGGAUACAACAGGGGUUUGAUAGUAUUGUGGAACAGAUCGGACAAUGCCGCUUUGAAAACUUUCAUUUCCAAUCAGCAGUUAGAAAGUUUGUGUUGGAAGAACGAACAGUUCUUUGUCAGUUCGCAUAACGACGGUAGCUACAUGGAAUGGGAUGCUAAUCAGUCGGAAAAUCCGUGCGGUGAUCCCGUCACCACUUACGGUCCUUACCCUUGCAGAGCCAUUCCCAAAAUAAUUAUUCGAGAGUUGGAGGAGAAGGAGUUGAUUGUAUUUUCUGGUGGUAUGCCCAGAUCGAAUUAUAGCGACAAGUACACCGUGUCAGUUAUACAUGGGGACAAUCACGUGGCGUUGGACUUUACUAGCAAAGUGAUUGACUUUGUUGUGGUACACUCGAGAACCACACCAGAACAUGAAGAAGAAGAAUUGGAGAAUCAAGAAAAUGAAAACGGUGUUGAUGGAAAUGCCACCAGAGGUCAACCGGAAGCUUUGAUAGUUCUAGCAGAAGAAGAACUGGUUGCUAUUGACUUGCUUAGCAAAAACUGGAAGAUGUUAAACUUGCCAUAUUUGGUUGCAAUACAUUCCUCGGCUGUCACUUGUAGUCAAUACGUGUCAGCUAUUCCCGAAGAGCUUUGGGGCCACUUAAAAGAUGCAGGCAGGGCCCAGACCAGUCAUCUGUAUUCGGAUCGGUCCUGGCCCAUAGACGGCGGUAAAUUGUUGUGUUCGAAGGGCACGAAACCGAAACGGGAGCUUUUGUUAACCGGACACGAAGACGGUACCGUUCGGUUUUGGGAUGCGGGUGGUGUGACAUUGACGCCAAUUUAUAAAUUUAGUACAUCGGCAUUUUUCACCGGUGAUGAUCUAGAAGAACCACCUCCGAGCCAAGAUCCGGAAGACCAACAAGAAGAAGAAUGGCCUCCGUUCAGAAAAACGGGCGUCUUUGACCCUUACUCGGAUGACCCGCGAUUAGCUGUAAAACGCGUCGUGAUGUGUCCUUUAUCGGGGACCCUGGUUGUGGCCGGUACCGCUGGCCAAGUGAUAAUCGCUAAAUUCGACACCGAAGUUUUGGAUGGCCCGCUAAAAGUAGUUACUAUGAAUAUAGUAAACGACGUGGACGGGUUCGUUUGGAAGGGACACAAUCAAUUGGCACCUAAAACCGGUAACGUGCAUCAAGUGAGAGGCUUCCAAGCAACCGCUCUCUUACAGCUGCAUCCACCGGCGGCGGUAACGGCGUGCGUUUUGCAAGCCGACUGGGGUUUGGUAGCUGCCGGUACUGCCCACGGACUGGCACUUUUAGAUUAUCUUAAGAACAAACCUAUCGUGGUCAAGUGUACACUUAAUCCAAAUGAUCUCACCGGCCACGGUGACGCGCCGAUAUCUCGCCGAAAAUCGUUCAAAAAGUCACUCAGGGAAUCGUUCAGGCGACUUAGAAAAGGUAGAUCGACCCGUCGCAACCCCAGCAAGGACGAUAAGCAGCCGACCCCGCCCGCGAAUUCGCCACCCGCGCGCAAAAUUCCCACUUCCGAGGAAGGAGAUUUUAAUCCAUUGGACGCCAAACCGGUCGAGAGGCAGAUAGAGGCCCGACCCGCCGACGAUUCGAUGGGCUCCUUCGUUCGGUGUUUGUAUUUCGCCCGGACCUUCCUUAUUAACUUACAAAACACAAAUCCCACCUUAUGGGCGGGAACCAAUAACGGUACCGUCUAUGCUUUCACGAUAAUAGUACCAUCUGCAUCGAAAAGAGAAACGGACGACGUAACUUGUCACUUGGCGAAAGAAAUCCAAUUAAAGCACAGAGCGCCGGUUAUAGGAAUUGCCGUGUUGGACGGGUCGAACAAACCACUGCCAGAACCCCUAGAAGUUGAAAAGGGAGUUUCUCCACUUCCGGACACCACUCAAGCCCACAGGGUGGUAAUAGCUUCCGAGGAGCAAUUUAAAAUUUUCACGCUGCCAUCUCUUAAGCCUUAUUGUAAAUAUAAACUUACUGCUCACGAAGGUGCCAGAGUAAGGAGGAUGGCGUUCGCAAAUUUCGCUUGCUAUUUGGAAGAAUUGAAACAUUCUGAAGUCGACCUUCUGUGCCUUACGAAUAUGGGCGAUUGUUUAGUACUAACCAUUCCGGAUUUGAAGCGGCAAUUAAACGCCGCGGCGAUUAAACGGGAGGAUAUUAACGGUAUAUCUUCCUUGGUCUUCACAAGGGACGCUCAAGCGUUGUAUCUCCAUUCCUCCUCUGAAAUUCAAAGGAUAUCUCUGUCGACGACCGCCGUCACUUCCGCUAGAUGUUACUUACCAUUGCCGGUCGGUGCGCGAGAAGACACCGCGUCGGAAGGACGUAGCGAGCAUGAAAUAAACACGGAGGAAGCUAGCGAAGUCGUCGCGAAUGGCGGCGUCGAAAAUAAGGAAAACGGUCCGAUAGAAAAGAUUGAAGAGGGGCGGGAGAAUGGUGAAGACACGCCCCACAACGUAACGGUGUCGAGUAGCGUGGGCGAUAUAACGAUAGAUAGCGUAAAGGAUCAUUUGGGCACUUCAGGUGAGGAAUUAAGUAGGCGAUUGACUACAGGUUUGCACGUGACGAAAACAGUUACGACAAUCAUCAGUAGUAAUAGUCAGGGCGAGGUUUCCAGCAGCACAGUCACAGAACGGACAGUGACAAAUGCUGAGCAGGAGAACAUUGUAGAGAAUCACAGCCCUGGGACUGGAACAAGUUUGGAGACUAAAAAAAUCCACGCUAGUGAAGUAUUGUUGCGUGCGCCAUUGGCAUUGGCCGAAGAAGACACAGAUUGCAACCACACCAGUGAUGAGUAACAAUAAAUUUGCCAUAUCUGAACGUGAUCAGUAUUUCGCGUUAGCUCCUUACUUUCAGUUGACUCACGCAAAACUCUCGCAUCUAUCUUUUUGUAAAUAAUAUUCCCCGAAGUAUUGUUAAUGUACUUAGUUAAGCGUAAGCAAAUCGGGACCAUUCAUAUUUUUGUAAACCUUUUUGUAUCAGUUAAUUCGAAAUACUGUUCAGUUUGUGUUUAACUGUAGUCGGUAAAUAUAUUUUUAUUGUAGUUGAAACUAAGUCUUCACACUGGGUUUGUGUAUAAUAGGAAUUUGUACCUCUUGAAUAGGAAACACUACAUUAAUGCAGAAAUUGCUUUUUCAUGUAGUGAUAAACAAGAAACUAAGAUGCAUUUGCGGCACAAUAAAAAUUGUUAUACUAUAAAGUAAGAGGUUUUUCUGAACACAUUUAUAUUUAUAUUUCCACAGUGUUUCGCUGAUUUUUUUUUAAAUUAUUAUUUUUUUUAUCCAUUUUUAUUGUUAGUGUUAGUUUAAAUCCAGAUUUUGUAUUUUCCAUGAUUUGUUAAAAUUUAGGACAAAUGAAUGUUAUUUUAUUCUAAGUGCAGCUUCUUUUAUACAAAAAAAAAUGGUGGAGGUUACAUACAUGAGAAGCGGAAUGAGUGUGUGCUAGUAUGAAGUUCCUUUGAAUUAUCAAUGAAGAACUUACGGCCUUAAUUUUGUUAAUAUUUUAUAUUGGUAUUUUAUUCGCAUUUUAUUAAGAAUUGUAAUAUUUAUGAUUUCACAUGACAGAAACAUCACUAUAGUGAAUAAAACGUU
Cylas formicarius (sweet potato weevil) is the source of this 4331-nucleotide messenger RNA. RefSeq names its product lethal(2) giant larvae protein (gene l(2)gl). Gene Ontology annotation, biological process: regulation of establishment or maintenance of cell polarity; regulation of Notch signaling pathway; regulation of protein secretion. The transcript has 17 exons. The record is from RefSeq and is a predicted model, not a curated record. The coding region runs from base 159 to 3539 and encodes 1126 amino acids. Gene Ontology annotation, cellular component: cytoplasm; plasma membrane; cortical actin cytoskeleton. Lineage: Eukaryota; Metazoa; Arthropoda; Insecta; Coleoptera; Brentidae. Gene Ontology annotation, molecular function: syntaxin binding; myosin II binding; GTPase activator activity.